AUGAAUCUCCGACCACGGAAGUCGCAACGUCCGCCCAACUCCAUGUCAUCGCCGACAAUAUUCCUCCCUGACGAACUUAUCGUAGAAGUGCUUUCUUUCCUUCCUGUGAAAACUCUUAUGCGACUGAGGUCCUGCUGUAAAUCGUGGAACUCCCUCGUAUCCAAUCCUUUAUUCGUCAAGUCGCACCUUCAGCGUUCUACACAAAACCCGAACUUCACACUGGGAAGAACACUAUGUAGAGUGGAUACCAGUGUCCUACCCAUCUCCUUUGAUCGUUUCAUAGAGAGUUCAUGUUCGUCCAAACCGAUUACCCUUACCAACGAUCCUUACUAUAGUUUGAAGGAUAAGGAUUGCUCUAAUGUUGUUGGUUCCUACAAUGGAUUGAUAUGUUUGCUCGGUUAUUCUUUUAAGUCUGACGAGAUGUGGUUCCGGUUCUGGAACCCUGCUACCAGGACAAUAUCAGAUAAAUUAGGGCAUUUUUGUAGCAUACCCUACAGUUAUGAUUUGACAUUUGGUUAUGAUAAUGAAAAAGACACUUAUAAGGUAGUGAACUUAUACCGAGGGGCGAAAAUUUUUAGUCUGGGCGAUAACACUUGGAGAAAUAUUCAAAGUUUUCCCGUGGAGGAUCAUCAGCUAAGCUGUGAUGGUGUGCAUUUGCGAGGUAUUGUUAAUUACUUGGCAAUUCGCAAUUACUACUCUCAUUCUUCGUAUGAUUGCAAGGAUCUUACUGUUGAGCAAUUUGUGAUUAUUUCACUUGAUUUGGGCACGGAGACAUACAAAUAUUUGCUUCCCCCUCGAGGUUUUGUUGAAGUGCCAUUUAUUAAGCCAUCUAUUUGUCUGUUGAUGGACUGCCUUUGUUUUUCUCAUGUUGUUAAGAAAACUCAUCUUGUUAUAUGGAAGAUGACAGAUUAUGGAGUUCAAGAGUCUUGGACUCAAUUACGUAGGAUAGAUCUUCAAAUUAUAGAUUAUAACUUGGAGAAAAAAUUUCAUUCUCGGUGGUUGCCAUUGCACCUUUCUAAAAAUUAUGAUGCACUCGUAUUAGCAAACGAUUCUGAAGAACUGCCGGUUGUCUAUAAUUUGAUAGAUCAUAGUGUAAAGAGAACUAGAAUUAUCAAUGGUGAACGCUGGUGGCACUAUAUCAAGAACUAUUCUGAAAGCUUGGUUUUAUGUGAAUGA
This is a messenger RNA of Medicago truncatula (barrel medic), 1176 nucleotides long. Its product is annotated as F-box/kelch-repeat protein At3g23880. The record is from RefSeq and is a predicted model, not a curated record. Bases 1 to 1176 code for a protein of 391 amino acids. The transcript has a single exon. Lineage: Eukaryota; Viridiplantae; Streptophyta; Magnoliopsida; Fabales; Fabaceae. Gene Ontology annotation, molecular function: protein binding.